This is a messenger RNA of Tachysurus vachellii, 804 nucleotides long. RefSeq names its product apolipoprotein M (gene apom). The coding region runs from base 74 to 634 and encodes 186 amino acids. Gene Ontology annotation, molecular function: phospholipid binding; lipid carrier activity. The transcript has 7 exons. Gene Ontology annotation, cellular component: very-low-density lipoprotein particle; high-density lipoprotein particle; low-density lipoprotein particle. NCBI's taxonomy places the organism in Eukaryota, Metazoa, Chordata, Actinopteri, Siluriformes, Bagridae. Gene Ontology annotation, biological process: high-density lipoprotein particle assembly; high-density lipoprotein particle clearance; cholesterol efflux. The record is from RefSeq and is a predicted model, not a curated record.
GACAGUGUCAGUCAGCAGUAAGGGAUCACCGUACCUGUCUUGGAUGUGCAUGAACACUCUCUGAGCUGAAGAUAUGGUUCUUUUCAAAUUAUUAGGUAUAGUUUAUGCACUGGCACAAGUCCUCCUACCAUGCCUUCCUCCAGUUCCUUUAUCCAGUGAAGUCCUAACUACUGACCAGUAUUUAGGAAAGUGGUAUUUCGUUGGAGUGGCGUCAUGGGAUGAUGAGGACAUUGAAAGCUUUAAGCCAUUGGAUAAUUCAGUUACCGAACUGAAGAAAGGUGAAAACAACACUCUGGUUAUGGUUGGAGCAUUGCAAAACAAGGAUCAGUGUUUAAACCAGGCCUGGACUUACCAUAUCAACCCAGAUUUGGAUCCACUCAUGACAGAAGGUCCAGCUGAAAAUCUCGGAGUGUUCUUGGAUGGAAAAUGGAUAAAAUGCUCCUCCUGUCUGCUUAUCGCCAAGCUUCAUCCCAACAAUGGCUUUCUAAGAAUCAUGUUAUUUGCACGCACUGAGAAAACACCAGACGACUUGGUGCAAAACUUUAUGUCAAAAAUGGAAUGUUUUUCUGUUAUCGAUAAGUUUGUAAUAACUCCACGGACAAAAGCGUUUUGUAAGCUGGAAGAAACAAACUGAGCAGUGGCUGACCUGUGAUGAAGAGACUUCAGUAUGUACAAGAUGAAGAUCCUCUCCAGGAGAACCUGAGCUGUCUACAUUUUGAUUAGUUUGACAAUUUAGAGCUGUUAGAUGUACAGUAUAUGCCUGAUAUAUACAUCAGUCAAUUAAAGUCUGUGAUUUUGUGUUGA